Messenger RNA from Marchantia polymorpha subsp. ruderalis, 882 nucleotides. NCBI's taxonomy places the organism in Eukaryota, Viridiplantae, Streptophyta, Marchantiopsida, Marchantiales, Marchantiaceae. The record is from the annotation of a GenBank genome assembly.
CCUUUUCAGUUUCGGAGGUGGGCGAGGAGUUGGUCGCAGAAAGGUGGCAAGAUGUCGAAACGAGGUCGUGGAGGUUCCUCCGGGAACAAGUUCCGUAUGUCAUUGGGUCUUCCUGUUGGUGCUGUUGUAAAUUGUGCCGACAACACCGGAGCCAAGAAUCUCUAUGUCAUCUCCGUGAAGGGAGUGAAGGGUCGCCUUAACAGGCUCCCCGCCGCUGCCGUGGGUGACAUGGUUAUGGCAACUGUGAAGAAGGGUAAGCCAGACCUGAGAAAGAAGGUCAUGCCUGCUGUAAUUGUUCGCCAGCGCAAGCCGUGGCGCCGCAAAGACGGAGUCUUCAUGUACUUCGAAGACAACGCUGGAGUCAUUGUCAACCCUAAGGGAGAAAUGAAAGGAUCUGCUAUCACUGGACCUAUUGGAAAGGAAUGCGCAGACUUGUGGCCCAGGAUUGCCAGUGCCGCCAACGCAAUAGUAUAGAAAAUUAUAGGUGGGAAGAGAAUUUAUCUCACUACCCUUGAUCUAGGGGUAGUGCAAUUGGAAGCAGGGCUACCCCCGGUACUCGGCUUUCCGAAGUCGGGGCAUUCAAUUGGAAGUGGGAUCAUUCGUACCGUAGCUUAGGUUUACAUCCGAUACUGUAUUGGAGCUUCAAUUUUGUACAUCGAGUUUUCUAAGACGGUGCGGGUUGUGAAUCUACUGGUGAAUGGUACCGAAAGGUCUGAAUGGGCUUUUCAAUUUUCAAGUUGUGCGUAAGAACGAAAGUGACCUCAGGGUUUUCAGGGUUCUCAUGAGAGAGGAAGGAUCUUUGUUAGUCUGAAAGGUAUGAUUUGAUAAAAUACGGUAGACAGCGAAGGUCAUGAGGAGCUACUGCCUUGAGUAUUGACCCAC